Messenger RNA from Silurus meridionalis, 5517 nucleotides. RefSeq names its product AP2 associated kinase 1a (gene aak1a). The transcript is spliced from 20 exons. The coding region runs from base 776 to 4099 and encodes 1107 amino acids. The record is from RefSeq and is a predicted model, not a curated record. Gene Ontology annotation, molecular function: ATP binding; protein kinase activity. NCBI's taxonomy places the organism in Eukaryota, Metazoa, Chordata, Actinopteri, Siluriformes, Siluridae. Gene Ontology annotation, biological process: protein phosphorylation.
ACCAUACCAUAAUCACAUCACCAUCUUCAGCAACACCACAUUCAUUACUAUCAUCCUCUUAAUCACCAUCACCACCACCACCAACACCACUAUCAUCCUCCUGGUGUAAUUUGAGGAGAACUCAGUGGACGGAGAUCAGAGGCUCGGAGCCGGAAGUGGAUGUUUACUUUGUAACUGAUUGUGCGCGUGUUCCGUUUGCGUCAGCGGCUGCAGCCCCGGAGCUCUGAGCUGCAGGAGCGCGCUGCUCUCGGCUCUCUCUUCACUUCCACACGCCGUGUUCCAGCGGGGGGGUUUUAUACGAGAUUACCAUGGCGCUGAUCCAGAGAGCUAACAGUGACCGCUAGCUCUGUGCUCCAUGCCUGGCUUUCUCUCCAGCUCAGUGUGCUAAACCCCGGCUAGCUCCAUGAUCGUGUCUGGUCUCUGAGUCAGCCGUAACACCAGCGGUGUUCACCGGCCUUCAGGACGCCGCGCUGUCCUCAUCAUGCUCCUGCGAUAAACCGCUUUACUUCUAUUUACUGGGUGAUUGAUUGAUUUGCCGUGUCUGGGGUUUGGGUUCAUUGGUUUUAUUGAUCUUGGUGGAAGGUUUCAUGAGAUCUUCGCCUCCUGAGCUGCGCUGCAGUACCGCUUUGAGGGAUCUCCGCUCCAUGAGUGACAGCUGGGCAUUUCAGAUCUCCCUGUAGGAUCACUCUGUAGGAUCACUCUGUGGGAUCUCUUGGUGGGAUCACUCUGUAGGAUCACUCUGUUGGAUCACUCUGUGUGAGACAGAAGGACGACAAUGAAGAAGUUUUUCGACAGCCGGCGGGAGGCGGUGAGUUCCGGGCCCGGUUCAGGAGGCGCCGGGGCGGGAGGCGGCGCAGGAUCCGGCGGAGGAGGCGCCUUCAUCGGCCGCGUUUUCACCAUUGGCCGCCACCAUGUCACAGUGGAGGAAACAGUGGCUGAAGGUGGGUUUGCCAUCGUGUUUCUCGUGCGCACACACCAGGGCGUACGCUGUGCCUUGAAGAGGAUGUACGUGAACAACGAGCAUGACCUUCAAGUCUGCAAGAGAGAGAUUCAGAUCAUGAGGGAUUUGGUGGGCAACAAAAAUAUAGUCGGCUAUCUGGACUCCAGCAUCACCUCCGUGGGGUCUGGAGACGUCUGGGAAGUUCUGAUAUUAAUGGAUUUCUGUAGAGGCGGUCAGGUGGUGAAUUUGAUGAACCAGCGUCUUCAGACUGGCUUCAGCGAAUCAGAAGUGCUGCAAAUCUUCUGCGACACGUGUGAAGCCGUCGCACGACUGCACCAGCGCAAAACUCCAAUCGUCCACCGGGAUCUCAAAGUGGAGAAUAUUCUGUUGCACGACCGCGGCCAUUACGUCCUGUGCGACUUCGGCAGCGCCACCAACCGGUCCCAGGACCCCCAGGCUGAGGGGGCGGCGGCUGUCGACGAAGAAAUUAAAAAGUACACCACGCUGUCCUACCGAGCUCCAGAGAUGGUCAAUCUGUACAGCGGGAAAGUCAUUAGCACUAAAGCUGACAUCUGGGCCCUAGGCUGCUUGCUGUAUAAGCUGUGUUUUUUCACGUUGCCUUUCGGAGAGAGUCAGGUGGCCAUCUGCGAUGGCAGCUUCACCAUCCCGGACAACUCGCGCUACUCGGACGACGUGCACUGCCUCAUACGUUACAUGCUGGAGCCAGACCCUGACAUAAGGCCUGAUAUCUACCAGGUGUCUCAUUUUGCCUUUAGGCUUGCACGAAGAGACUGUCCAGUACAGAACAUCCAUAAUUCUUCAAUUCCUACGAAGCUUCCUGAACCAAUUAGAGCGAGUGAAGCGGUUGCCAAGAAGAGUCAGUCUAAAGCCAGACUCACCGAUCCCAUCCCCACUAUGGAAACCUCAAUAGCACCACGGCAACGGCCUAAAGCAGGCCAGGCUCAGCAGGUCGCAGGCAUGCUGCCCAUACAGCCUGCCCUCACACCCCGGAAAAGAGCCAAUGCCCCGGCAGGACCUACGCAGCCUAUCAGUGUGACCAUUGCCUCUCAGCCACCGAAGCCUCAGCCGCUGGUUCCUGUGGCUCAGCAGCAAGUUACGCCUACAUCCCUGCAGGUCACGCCCACUCCUCCUCAGGCCACACCCCAGCAGGGACAGCUUUUCGUGCAGCCACAAGCCGCUGGUUUUUAUCCUCCUCAGCAGCAGCUGUUACCCCAAGUGCAGAAUUUCUACCCACCUCUUCAUCAGAGCCCCAGCUCAUCUGCACCAUCUGCUUCAUCCGCCCAGGGAAGAACUAAAGCCAAGGCUCCUCCUCCUCCUCCUUCUUCUUCCCUCCUGAAUCCUCAACAUACUCCAUUACCAGCCUUGACGCAAACCAGAACCAAAGCUAUGGCCCCUCCCCCUCCUGUGCAGCAUUCUCAGAUCACACCUGGACACGCCAUAAUGAAAGCUACAGCUCCUGCUCCUCCACCAAACCAUCAGCAGCAGCCGCCAGUAGCUAAUCUUCUCGUUUCUAGCCCACCGUCUACUAAAGUUACACCUCCAUUCCUACAGGGGGCACCAGUCAUGAAUUCUGAGAAGAUGCCAUUUGCAGGUGGGCGUCUGGGCCAUAGAGUGGGGUCUCUGACUCCGCCCUCAUCUCCCAAGGCGGCCCCGCGGGGAGGUCACAGGCGCAUUCUGAGUGACGUAACGCAUAGCGCUAUAUUUGGAGUUCCUGUUAGCAAGUCCACCCAGCUCCUGCAGGCUGCUGCCGCUGAAGCAGGUCUCAACAAAUCCAAAUCAGCCAGCACCACCCCCUCUGGCUCGCCACGCUCCUCUCAGCAGAGUGUUUACCCAGCAGGCGAGGUCGGUACCUUACCUGCUGCCUCUAAACCUGGUUCUGGAGCACAACCUUCCUGGAACCCUUUUGGUGAUGACAACUUCUCCAAAUUGACAGCUGAAGAGCUCCUCAACAAGGACUUUGCCAAACUGGAUGCAAAACCACCAGAGAAGACCUCUACAGAGAACCUGAUUUUAGGAUUACAACCUACAGCCCCAAACAAAAGUCCCCAGUGCACAGAGAAGUUGAUUGAGGGUUUGAAGUCUCCAGAACCUUCCUCCUCCUCUUCUUCCUCCCUGCUAAUCCCUGACCUCCCUCUGAACGACCCCUUUAGUCCUGUAGACUCCAGUCACGCCGUAAUGGAUGCUCUGAUUCCUGGUCUGGAGUCUCUACAUACAGAUCCUGUGUUGCCAGAUGCCCUGGGUGGAGGGGAAUCUCUGCUCGGUGGUCCCCUACUCUCUCAUUCCUCAUCAGAAGUUCAGGUGCUGCCUUCCCCAAUGUCCUCCACUCCUGCACAAUCUUUGGAGCAGUUCAUUCCGGCUCCACUGGCCAGUGCACAGAUUCAGUCCGCGCCGGAUCAAAACCCGGACAGCCAGUUUGACCCCAUUCCAGUUCUCAUCUCUAAAACCCCCAGCCAAGAAGCCAGAGAGGAGACUAACGGCUAUGACACGCUUCUAGAAGGUGGCGAUGCAGAAAACCCAACUGAAGACUGGAUGCACUCCAGCGAUGAAGACGAGAAGACUGGCGACGCCAGGCCAAGCGAAGCCUCGAGCCUCGACUGCAGUGGAUCUAGACCGUUGCUGCAGGACUUUGAUGAUGACGAAGAACAAGACCUGGAUGCUUCAGGAAACCUCCAGACAUCCUUCGACCUUGAACCCAGCGACAGCAAACAGUCGUCUCUGAUUACCACGGACCUGCUGGUCCAGCCCCCUGAUCCGGACGUCUUCUCCAAAGCGCCUUUUCACGUGUCUCAGGAAGCCGACUGCAACAUGGACGUGUUCGCGAAAGCUCCGUUUCCUCGUCCCGUGGCUCCGCCUCAGCAACUGGACGUCUUCCUCCAGGCCCCAUUCGGAAAGAAAAAGGAAACACAGGGGACAGUUUACACUCAUCCAGUCGCACAGUCUGGGACGCAGCGCUCCAACGUGGUGCCUUUAAAUCACGCAAGCCACGAACAGAGCGUCCUCGAUCAAGUGGCCCCGUUGCCCUUUCGACCUCAGGCUUUAGCGAAAUACUCGAGACAUUACGAGGGUCCCGAAGUUACCUCUGACGAUCCGUUUCUCUCCGCACCGUUUCAUCGUAAAGGACCUCAGGAGAAGCAUUAAGGUGGGACUACGUUCUAUUCCAAUCGUUGAUGCAUCCCUUCAUUUCAGACGAUUGUUGGAAGGAUGCAUAAAAUCGUCUACUGGAGAAUACGAAUGCUAAUGUGAAAACGAGAAAACCGCGUGCCAGAGCGAAGCACGUACUUGCUGAGGCGUUGUCUCGAACCUGGAUUGAACUACAGCGCAAACCCAAAUGUCUGUAUUCCACGCCUACCUCGGUUUAUUCCAAUGCUGAGCGAUAAUGUUGAUUUAUUCAUCGUUUUUCAGAUGAGUGUACACUUGACCCUGAAAAAGGGGUGUCUGCUGGAAUGUAAACCUACUUGGUGCACUCUCUUAUUAUAUUUACACUGGUGAUGGAAGAAUUCCCACCGAUGGAGAAGUUCUCGCCUGAGUGUUUAUUGGGCUACGCUUUGGUGGUUGCACAAAUUGAUCGAAUAGCACUAAUAUCAUCGGUUCUUGCUUCCUGACAUGGAUUUUUUUUUCACAUGGGUUUAGCAAUUUUAUUAUUAUUAUAAUCAUUAUUAACUUCAGCACGACCUGAACACGAUGAAAACAUCCGGAGCUUGUACCCCAGGAAUGCUGUGUACGAGGCAGGGCUACUUCCUGGAUGAGACAACUCUCCUCGAUAAAACAUCUCGCACAUCUAGAGACAAUUUGCAGUCACCUAUUCUCCAACCACAAUGAUUUGGAGAGACGGGAGGAAAAUGGAGAACCCUGAGGAAACCUAGCAUUUCUGCCAUUUCAGAGUCAUUUUCCUUUCAGGAUCUUUCACAUGCUGGAUUUUGAAUCAUGUGCAUAAAAACUGAUUGUAGUUUGCGAUUAAAAGUGACACCACGCCGUCACGUGUCGAUGCCGGCACUUAAGCUAUUUGAUGAUUGUACAAACGAUGAUCGCUGAAAUCCGACAAAUAAUCGCACUCCAGAAGACCGAUUCGUCCACGUUGCCACGUUCGAAUGUGGACAUUACGCUCCAUAGUAUUGCGCAGUUCAUCACUUGAACACAUAAAUAUAUACACAUCCAGUGCUGUAUUUCUUCAGGGGAUCAUAAGUUUGGGUUUCAACCCUUGGUUCCAAACUUUCUGUCUGUCUGUUCAUUUUCUUUUUUCCCUCUUCGACUUUGUCAGUCAUUGUUUGUGUGUGUGUACCUUGAAUGCAACGGCUUUGCCUUUGGUAUAAACCUGACACUCCUUUUGUGGGAAAGUGAUGUUAUUUAGGAGGUAUUAAGGUGUGUGGAGACAUGAAAUGUAUUCAUGUUUGAACCUUUUUGAGUGUGUGGCUUUCCAGUCUUCAACCUUUUUUUUUUUUCCCCUAAAAAUAAUGCAAAGAGGUGUGUGUUGAGUGUGAUGCAUCUUGUGUUUUACUGUAUGUAAGGAAUUAAAUAUGACUAGGCAUGCUGUUAUUGCAAUAAAUAAAUAAUCAUAA